GUCACUUCUUCUGGCUAGAUAAUGAGAGUGAGAGUUCAGCCUCAUUCCCCCCUCCUUAUUAUUAGUUUGAGCAUGUGGGGGGGUUUUCUACGAAAGCUGGUAUAACCUCUACAUAAACAACUGCACGCUAUGCUGCACCAUUUUGGCAUGCGAGCAAGUGAAAUCGGUUUGUGCCUCUCCGGCCAUUCGUCGAUCACAAGGGCCAAGGGGAAUCCGACUGAACUGAGGGGGAAACCAGACAAAGAGUCUCCUGAUGGACAGGGGUCAAUACAGCACUAUUGAACGGGGAACAAGCCAUUGGGACCAUUGGAACACAGCGACUCGUCGAGGCCAUCAGUGGCUCUUUGGGAAGCUGAGCCGGCUGAGUCCGCCACAAGCCACCAAUAGGAAUCAGAGGAAGUCGUCCACGGUGAACUCGAUCUCCAUUCACUAUCCACCAUCUGUGCUUUCUGCAAGAUCCAUAAAGAUCCAUGAUAUGGAGCUUAUGAGGGCCUUUCUCCCUGAUCGAGCCAAUCGAGAUUCAAAUGCUAAAUACUCUCACUAUUUACUGAUUGUCACACCGCAACAACAUACGGUGAACUUAUCUUUUGUUGAGACCUUGAGUGUUUUGCUGCCACGGCAACUGUUGCAGUUUCCGCCGCCCGUCGUCCGCUCGGGACGCUUCCCCGCUCGACCCCGGAAUCGUUCUCUGUAUGAAACAUGCCAAAUGCUCGUUAGGGAUCACGGGAAUAGACCCACGAAUUACUCAUUGAGGUAUCGUCGUCUGACGGUGACCUGCCGUUGUAAGACACUGGGUCUAGAAGAAUCCUCUUCUUCUUUCCAGAAUGUUUUCCGAAGCAAGGGUGGCUCAGAUAAUAACAAAAGCACGAGAUUUUCAAACGCCUUUCAAAGGGGUAGCCGAAGCUUAUGUCAAUGUUGAUUAAUUAUGUCAGCCAGGCCUUGCUGACGGACUCAGCAUCAGCCCAAUCAUGGCAUUGGGGUAAGUACUCUUGGCUGGUCACUAGAAUCGACAAAGCAGUCCGAUCAGAGAAGAGCCACAGGAUUGCGCCUUGUCGCCCUGGAUAGUGGUCCAGCAGGUGGUUGACACAAGAAUUGGCGCAGCGGCCACUAUAGCUCACUGCUCACUUACUAUGUAACAG
Messenger RNA from Truncatella angustata, 1139 nucleotides. RefSeq lists its product as uncharacterized. The coding region runs from base 254 to 919 and encodes 221 amino acids. The record is from RefSeq and is a predicted model, not a curated record. Lineage: Eukaryota; Fungi; Ascomycota; Sordariomycetes; Amphisphaeriales; Sporocadaceae. The transcript has a single exon.